Molecule: messenger RNA, 507 nt
Organism: Ambispora gerdemannii
Lineage: Eukaryota; Fungi; Glomeromycota; Glomeromycetes; Archaeosporales; Ambisporaceae
Source: the annotation of a GenBank genome assembly
AUGUCUGAUUUAAAGAUCAUUUUUGAGUUUAAUCAACCUAAAAAAAAGAAUGUUGCUGCUGAAGAACCCAAAAAUUUGAACGUUGAGUGGCCGCCUCAUUUCGAUUUCGAAACAUUAUUCAGAAACCCAAAAAGAAAAAAAAGUUCCCCAAAUGCAUUCAUACUUUUUCGUAUAAAAUAUUUGGAGAGUCUUCAACAAGUCGGCGUUAAUUGGCCAAUGCCUAUUGUAAGUCGCAUGGCUGCAGCAGCUUGGAAACGACAAACAGAUGAUGUUAAAACCAAAUAUGAAUCUUUAGCAUGUGAUGCGAAUCUUCAUUGGGCCAAAUGGAAUCCAAAACCAAGUCGGGGAUCUAAUGUUAAAAAACCAGGCGGCCAAAGACGAAGAUCUCAACAGCAAACAGUAAACACAGUGCUAAAUUAUCCCGUUAGUUAUUCAUCACCAGCAUAUUUUGUUGAAGUCGAUACAUCCAACUCACAAAUAUUCGGAGCUGAGAUGAACUCCGAAUAA